Messenger RNA from Diabrotica balteata, 2031 nucleotides. Lineage: Eukaryota; Metazoa; Arthropoda; Insecta; Coleoptera; Chrysomelidae. The record is from the annotation of a GenBank genome assembly.
AUGAAGGAAAAUUUUACUGCAAGUGAUGGUUGGCUCGACAGAUGGAAGGAGAGGAAACGUCAAAAGCAGCGCGAAAAGUUCUGCAAAACAAUCUACAGCGGUUUCUUGACUCUCACAGAAUGCUACGAGUCGUUUAAUUCAUCCCAAAAUAUUCCAUGGGAUACUGAAGAUCCACUAAAUAUUUUUGACAGUUCAGACUGGAUUGGUAGCGGGUACAGAUUACUCAACAGCACUGCCGAGACCAAUCGAUCCGGUGAUGGCAACCUAGACAAUACAUUAACACCCGUUUUGGCACCUUUCAAAUUAUGGCAGACCAUUUUAAUUGCCAUAAGUUUGGGAAUUUGUAUUAUACUUACGGUGUCGGGAAAUAUUUUAGUUUUACUAGCUUUCAUCGUUGACAGAAAUAUUAGACAGCCUAGCAAUUACUUUAUAGCGUCGCUAGCAGCUACUGAUAUGUUGAUUGGAAUCUACAAGACAGCCUUUGAUAUGCAGAAAAAGAGCGAAGCCAAACAAAGGAAAAUGCAAUCGAUGGUAGCUCUUAGUGCCGGAGCUAUGAGUGGCAUGGCUGGUCGAGCUGCAGGGAUCGGUCUUUCAAAGGCUCAAAGUAAUUCGGAGAGCCAAGACAAACCUCUUCCUGUCCAGAAUGCUUCCGUUGUGAAUGAAAAACAACCAGACAAAAAUACGCUUACAGUUAUGGAUUCGUACAGGGCUGGAGGAUCGGGUGAUUCUAAUUCCAGUACAACCACUAAUGCUACCACAACAACAACUACUACCACCACAGCUACAUCUUGCGAAAGGAAAAAUCUUUGUCCUCCCAUUGGAAAACCUGCCCAAGACGCUGGAGAUAAAUCGGAACGGUCUAGUAGUCCUGCCUUCGAAUCCGAUGAAGAUAGUACAGCGCCUGUUCAAGAAAAAGACAAGGAAAAAGAAAAAGAACGCGAAAGAGAUAGGGAAAAAGAGAAAGAUAAAGAAAAGGAUAAAAUGUUGGCUAAUAAAAAGAGAACGUCUGUUGUAGGAAUGAUCAUGCAUUCAAGUGCCCCUUUACACGUUUUUACAAACACAAGAGUAAAUGGGGAUUUGUCUCCUGCUAGAGGAGCAGCCAGGAAUUCACAGACCCUACAACGGCCCGUACUCGAGAGACCUACCCUUCUGCAAAUCACCGAAAGAGAUCCCUUGGUCGAUUCAAAAAAAUCAAAAAAUUAUACGGUAGGUGUAAAACCCCCUCCACCUGACCAUCCAGCUGCCAUUGUAAAUAGCAAAAGUUACGACAGUACCCUGCAACCACAUGUAGAUAGUAAAAAACCCCCUAACAGCUUAAUUUAUAAAACCCAUUCAACUUAUGACCUCCUGCUAGGCUUAGACAGCGCCGACUUGCGUUAUAUGGAUGAAAGUUCUGUAGUAGUUCCUUCCCCUACUUUAGAAAACCCCCCUCCGCCUUUAAGUAAUACAAGCUCUCCUCAUAUUGUGCAGGGUGAGCAGAAACUUCAGACUGAAGUGACAAUUAGUGCUGAUCGGCCGAUUACAUCAGUGGUCAAUGAAGAGGAUCGUGUAGGGGAGACUGAAGAUAGUUCGCCGCUAGGGGGAAUCUCAGCUAUAAGUCAAACAGGUAAAAACGGUCCCUUUAACACCUCUUGUAAUAAUAAACCGAGGUUUUGUACAGAAUCCGUAGACAAUCCCAAAAGAGUCUUCGUUAAGUCAAUAGGAAAGAGACUGAAAGCCAAAAAGAAGACUUUGGGUCCACUAGGCUUUGGUAGACAAAAAUCCAAAUCAGAAAAUCGAGCUAGAAAAGCCUUAAGGACCAUAUCCUUUAUUUUGGGAGCAUUUGUCGUUUGCUGGACGCCAUACCAUAUCUUUGCUUUGGUCGAGGGGUUUUGCACAGAUCCGCCUUGUAUCAACAGCCAUAUUUAUAUGUUCUCGUAUUUCUUAUGCUACGCAAAUAGUCCUUUAAAUCCGUUUUGUUAUGCUUUAGCCAAUCAACAAUUUAAGAAAACAUUUACUAGGAUUUUGAAAGGAGAUUUCCAUUUAACUUAG